Molecule: messenger RNA, 3767 nt
Organism: Drosophila mojavensis
Lineage: Eukaryota; Metazoa; Arthropoda; Insecta; Diptera; Drosophilidae
Gene: TBCD
Product: tubulin-specific chaperone D
Exons: 4
Coding region: 106-3672 (1188 amino acids)
Biological process (GO): microtubule cytoskeleton organization; tubulin complex assembly; adherens junction assembly
Cellular component (GO): lateral plasma membrane
Molecular function (GO): GTPase activator activity; beta-tubulin binding
Source: RefSeq, a predicted model, not a curated record
AACGAAUCAAAGCUGAAACAGUGAAAGAAACGAAACUUGAAGUUCGACUUCAUUUGCUUGUCAGUCUGUUCAAAUAAUUUACAAUUUUGUUAUAAAAGCAGAACGAUGCAGCAAAACGACGAAGUCAAGGACGAUGAUUUGCCGGCAAAUACGCUGGAGCACUUUGCCGAAAUGGAGCAAGUCCUCGCGCUCAUAGAUAAUAUUAAAUCGAUACAAGCGAACUCCUUCGAGCGAGAAUUCGAGCAAUACACAGAGGUGCUCUCGCGCUACCAAGAGCAGCCGCACCUGCUCGAUCCCCAUCUGGAGCUGCUACUGACACGGCUGCUAAACAAGAUUAGACAGUCGAACCAAGAACCUGGGGAGCGUGAUGCUGCCUUUAAGUACUUGUACGUGAUUUGCAAAGUACGCACAUAUAAAGUUUUGGUUAAGUUUAUGCCUCACGAGUUGAGCGACUUGGAAUUUGUGCUGCAGCUGCUCAGCGAGCAGGAUCCCAAGAAGUUCAGCAACUGGGAGACUCGGUAUGUGCUGCUCCUCUGGAUGUCCAUACUGGUGCUGAAUCCCUUUCACAUGUCCCGACUAGAUGCGUAUGAGGCAGCUGCUCCUCUGCCACUCAACAACUGUAAUCAUGAUGGUCCAGUAGCUCCCGCUGCCGUGCCCAAAAUGGAGCGCAUCUACGAGCUGUGCAAGCUGUAUGUCUCUUCCAACGACACUUGCAGCAAUAUGGCCGCCUACCUGUCCGCCAAGUACUUUGUGCGCAAUGACAUCAAGGACUUGUACUUGGAGCGCUUCUUCGACUGGAUCAUCGAGCAGCACCAAGCGGACACCUUGCAGGUGAAAUUUGGUCAACUGGCUGCCAUUGCAUCCAUUCUGAAACAUGGCAAGCGAGAGGAUCUGCUGCCCUAUGCGGACAAGCUGCUCAAGUGGAUCCUGGGCUGUCAGUACAAGGAUGGCGAUGAUUUCCUGAAAUAUAAAUACUAUAUCAAGAUUGUGCAGCGACUAGGCUUGGUGCAGCUCAAGCCACGCAUCGCCAGCUGGCGCUACAAGAGAGGCACUCGCUCGCUGGCCAGCAAUUUGACUGCCCAGCCAAACGCUGCGGGCGAUUUCUUGACUGUACAGGCUGAGGCUGAGGAUGACGCAGCUGCCGAGGAGAUCGUAGUACCCGACGCUAUUGAGGAGGUCAUAGAGGAGCUUCUCCAAGCGCUGCGCAGUGGCGGCAACGAUAUACGCUGGAGUGCAGCCAAGGGACUGGGUCGCGUUACCAAUCGCCUACCCAAGGAGCUGGCUGAUGAGGUGAUUGGCUCUGUCAUAGACAUACUCAAUCCUCUGGAGCCGCACGAGGCAUGGCAUGGCGGCUGCCUUGCAUUAGCAGAGUUAGCCAAAAGGGGCCUACUCCUGCCCUAUCGCCUGCACGAACUUGUGCCACUGCUGAUGCAGGCGCUCUUCUACGACGAGGUGAAGGGCUACAUGUCCGUCGGCCAACACAUUCGGGAUGCUGCCUGCUACAUGUGCUGGGCCUUUGCUCGCGCCUACAACCCGGACGAUCUCAAGCCAUUCGUCCAGCUAAUCUCAUCCGGUCUGCUCACUGUGGCCGUGUUUGACAGAGAAAUCAAUUGCCGACGCGCUGCCUCAGCUGCCUUUCAGGAGAGCGUCGGACGCCUGGGCAACUUUCCCUAUGGCAUUGAGAUAUCCACAACCACGGACUUUUACUCCGUGGGCAUACGACAGAAUUCGUAUUUGUCCAUUAGCGAUUUCAUUGCUCAAUUCGAGGAGUAUCGCCAGCCUCUCAUAGAUCAUCUGGUGCAGCGCAAGGUGGGCCACUGGGAUCCAGCCAUAAGGGAGCUCACAGCCAAGGCGCUGCACAAGCUCACCUAUCGGGCACCCGAGUACAUGGCGGCCGUUGUCCUGCCUCAACUCUUGGCCAAGACGGAGACGAUCGACGUGAACGCAAGGCAUGGCUGCGUGCUGGCCAUGGGCGAGAUAACGCUGGCCCUAAGAGAGCUGGAAAGGGCGCCAGACUCCAAGGGGACUUACCUAUCCAACCAGCGCAUUGCUGAGCUGAAUGAUCUAGUUAAGACUUUUGUGGAUCGCAACUUCUAUCGAGGCAUGAGCGGCGAAUUGAUGAAGCUUAGCACAACAAGCUUCAUACGUAACUGCAGCGUGGCCCAGCUGCCCGUUAACCAGGAGUGUCUAGCCAGCUGGCAGCACGUCAUUGAGCUCUGCCUCACCACCAAGACGAACAACAUUCGCGACGCUGCUGUCGAGGCCUUUGCAGAGCUCUGCCUCUCCUUCUACUGCUUGGAAUCGCGCUCAGCUGAGAAUGCGCGCAUCAUCGAGACGUAUUUAAAAGGCGCUGACAACGACCUGGAAGAGCACAUACGCAUGGGCUACAUUGCCGCAUUGGGCGUGUUGCCCGCCUUUAUAUUGCGACAGCAUUUGACAGCCGUAUUGGAUAGUCUAGUAAAGCACGCACUGGUUCCUCCAGGCGCGUGCAAUGAUCACGAAUCGGUGCAGACCUACAGGUGGAGCGAGGCGCGCACUCGCAGCGUUCAGGCGCUGAGAAAAGUGGUCAAGACGGUUGGCUACGAUUCGUCCGUGUCCUGCUCCUUUGCGAACCGGAUUCACUUUGAUAAAGUGAUUCAUUGUCUGCUGCGUGCGCUGGAUGAGUAUACCUUGGAUAAUCGCGGAGAUAUUGGCGCCUGGGUGCGCGAGGCGGCGAUGCAGGCCCUCUACGAACUGGCCACGGAGUGUCCCGCGGAUCUCUUAUCCCCGCACCAAGUGCAUCAAAUUGUUGUUGGCUUCAUGCAGCAGGCAGUGGAGAAAAUCGAUCGCACACGCGGCUUGGCUGGCCGCCUCUGUUGCCAGUUGGUCCACACGGUGCCCGCUAUUCCUUAUAUUCAUGACCAUGAGCGACUGCUCGAGAUCUUCCCGAAGGACGAGAAGUCCGUCCUGUGGCUAUUUGCUGACCAGACAUUCCCCUUAUUCUGCGAGCUGCUCGCCUUGCCGGCCUACUCAAAGCGCGUUUUGCUUGGACUUUCAGCCAGCAUUGGGCAGCUGACCGAAUCUCUGAUCAAGUACGCUUCUGCUGCACUCUUCCAGUUCCUGCGUGCCCACCAGGAGAUGGUGCCGCGGCUCUGCUCGGAGAUUGUGCAGAACUUCGAGAGUCAUCUCCUGAACGAGCGCGUGACCUAUCCUAUGCUCAGCUUCUUGGACAUUCUUCUCGGCUCGGGCAGCGUUGAAAAUGUCUUACACGAUGAGAAAAAUCCCUUCGCCGAGGAUAUUUAUCGCCUACUCAAUCUGGAGGUCAAGGGCUACAAGAAGCUGUACAAGACUGCUACCAGUAUUAGCACCUUUUGUCAGCUGCUCCAAGUGCCCCGACUCAGCAAGAGAAUCCUUUCUAAAAUUUCCGUAUUCCUCGGUCUACAGCAUGUGCACGUGCGCAAGACGGCAGCAACCAAGCUAUACGAAGCUCUGGCGCUGCACGGAGAUGUCACCGACAUACCGGAAGAGAACAUGGAUGAGAUCUUGAAUCUACUUUCGGAAACGGACUGGACGUUGCCCUUGGUGGAGGUGCGACCGUUGCGCAAUGAGCUCUGCAAUUUGAUGGGUAUUAAGCCACCGGUGAGUGGCGCAGCUGCUGCUGCCAGCAAGCUGGAAGUUGUGGCUGAUAAAUAAUUAGUUUAGCAAACAUACCAAUGUACUCGACGUAGCCGUCAAUAAAUAAUUUAUUGCCUUGCACAAAAGAAUCGAGCUCGACUCGAUAAACUGUA